GUUAUUCCAUUAUUCUGUUAAUUUUUUUAGGUCGAAUGUCGAAGACAGAAAGCAAUUCUGUGUAUCUCUGUGCCUGUCCGCAAGCGUCAUCUUUGUAAAUCGUGAAAUAUUGAAUUAAAAGUCUCGUUUAUUAGUGCCCAUUGCUAAAAAUAGAAUCCAGGCUUCAUCUCAUCAGUUGUUGGUAAACAGCAGUAGGAAUGGAGGCAAAAGAAGAAUGUGUAGAAAGUACUACAGCUCCUGAUGAUGGAACUCCUAUCGUUAAAGAACAAUCUUUUUCUGAAAGUCCAGACAAAGGUGUUGAUAAUUCUUUCAGAAAAGGACAAAGAUCGAGUGGAAGAAAUGAGAACAGAAAUUCUGCCGGCAAUAGGCGAAGUUUUGGGGGUGCUAAUGAAAGCUUCGAACAAGGAAAUAAGAGAGGUAAUCGUGAUUUUGACCGAGAUCCAGGACAUUCUGGGGGCCGAGGUAGAGAUUUUGGAAACCGUCAAGAAGCUGGUGGAUGGAGCUCAUCAGAUUACUAUCGAGAGAAGUUAUAUGAAAUAUCAGGACCAACUCAUGAAUUGCCUCCUCUGGACAUGACUGAGAAAAAGUUCAAUGGCAGAAACAAAUUAUAUGUUGGUAACCUUCCUACAGAUAUAACAGAGGAAGACUUCAAGAAUAUGUUUACUCCAUAUGGGGAGAUAUGUGAUGUUUUCUUAAAUGCUGAAAAGCGUUUUGGAUUUGUGGUAUUUGAUUAUCAUAGGAAUGCUGAAAAAGCCAAACAAGAACUUGAUGGAAAAUAUCUCAAUAAUGACCGUCAGAUAAAAAUAAGGUUUUCUUCAAGGGGUGCAACAAUUAAAGUGUCUAAUCUAGCACCCACAGUAACUAAUGAGUUACUGCAUCAUGCAUUCAGUGUGUUUGGAGAAAUUGAGAGGGCAAUCGUUCAUAAAGAUGAAAGAGGUCAUUCAACUGGAGUUGGUGAAAUUGAUUUUACCAGAAAGAAAAGUGCAGCGUGCGCUGUUAAGGAAUGUACUGAAGGCUGUUUCUUUUUAACAGGCUCUCUUAGACCAUGUAUAGCUGAAUUUUAUGAGCCAAACCUUGAUACUGAUGGCUAUAAUGAAAAAUGUAUCCCAUGGAGAAACAAUGAGUUCUUGAAAGACCGUGAGGUGGGGCCUUGGCUGGCAAAACCAAACUCUUUUGAGUAUCAAUUUGCCACAGAUUGGAAACAACUGAGACUCCUAUUUCAUAAAAAAGAAGAAGCUCUAAAAAAAGAGCUGCUGAUUGAGGAAGAGAAGAUGAUGGCAAGGAUGGACUUCGUUAAGUUUGAAUAUGAAACUGAGAUGCUAAAGAAACAACUUGAAGAAAGGGAAUUGUACAGACAGCAACACAAACUGAACCUGGAAAAAAAAGAGAAAAUAGCUGAUGAGCUAUUAUCUAGGAAUGUUCUGGAAAUAAGAAAGACUGAAGAACAAAUAAUGGCGAAAUUUGCAAGACAUGAAGAGGAUAUGAUUUUGAGGCAAAAAGAAGGAAAUUUAUUCAAUCAAGAGGAAAGAGCACCUGUCAAUUUCUAUGAAGCUCCUAAUAAUUCAAGAUGGGGAGAGGAACGCGAAAGCUACUGGCAACAAGAAGGUGCGCCAGCUGCAGCUGAUGAUGCAGGUUCCCAAGGAUCGAGGGGUAGAAACACUUUCCUGGAAGAGCCUGGACAGGUGUGGAAACGAUUGGACAAGGACAAUGUAGCCGGAGAGGAAUUGUUUCAAAGGAGAGAAAAUGAUAUGUCCGCAGAAGAAUAUCAGCAAGGAUGGAAGAGAACCUGGCCCGAAAAUUAUCGCUAUUCGAAAAGAAAUCGCUACUAAUUAUGUGUUGUCUAAGUCGGUAAUGAUUAGCAAACUUGAAAUGUUUGUGGUUUGUGUCGUAAUCUAGUUGUUAAUUUCUCCGUCUGUUAAUCAUAACGUCGAGAAUUUAUUUAAUGUCUGAAGAUCUCCUAUCUGUAAAGUUAAGGAGUAUGGUAGUCUAUGCUACCUAUUCAUUAGAUUAAUAUUAUCAGAAUUAUUCAAUUCAUAUUUAUGUGCUGACAUUUUGAGUUUUGAUUGAAAUUUAUGUGCUGACAUUUCAUAUAAGAAAUAAAGUAUAGUUGAACAGC
Coccinella septempunctata (seven-spotted ladybird) is the source of this 2116-nucleotide messenger RNA. Its product is annotated as hrp65 protein-like. Gene Ontology annotation, biological process: regulation of DNA-templated transcription. NCBI's taxonomy places the organism in Eukaryota, Metazoa, Arthropoda, Insecta, Coleoptera, Coccinellidae. Gene Ontology annotation, cellular component: nucleus. Gene Ontology annotation, molecular function: RNA binding. The record is from RefSeq and is a predicted model, not a curated record. The transcript is spliced from 3 exons. The coding region runs from base 198 to 1829 and encodes 543 amino acids.